AUGGGAAAAUCUCACUGGAGUUUGGCUCUUAUGAUAGGUUGUUUAUAUGUGGAUGUGGUUUUGCCAUAUGAAAUGACAGUCGCUACUUGUAAUCUAUGGAAUGUUAUGUUCAACUGGAACGUCAGAAAAUACAGGAUAGCACAAAUGAUAAAUGAUGCAAAACCAGAUGUAGUGACUUUCCAAGAAGUAAGAUUCCAUACCGAUGGAGGCAGAAACCAGGUUAUAGAACUCCAGGAGUUACUCCCAGACUACAAAUGGCGAUUGUUUCGUGAAGCCAACAAAGUUCAGAAACCCAAGGGAGCUAACUGGCCUGGCUGGGAGAAAGAAGGAAUCGGGAUUCUGAGUCGUAAGCCAAUUACGUUGUUCUCUACACACACGCUGCCACAUGUGCCAGGACCAGACACCAAUAGACGAGUUCUCAUCUUAGCUAAGAUCUUCAUCAGUCCCCAGAUUACUGUCCAAGUUGCUGCUCUACACCUGUCAUACGACCGCCAUCAACAGUGUGGAAAUACCAAGUCUGUGAUUGAACUUAUAAGAGAUCAGGAAAGCUCCUCUGAACAUUUACGUAGUGUUGUCCUGGGCGAUUUCAACACCUACAAUGACUUUGAUUGGCCAGUGAAGAUGUUUACAUCACCCAAUCAGAAGACACUUGAUGAAUGUCGCAUACAGGAUGUGAAGUUCCUGAGUUUGAGGGGAAAGUCACCGUGGAGGGAUGUUUGGGAAAUGGUGGGACAUCCCAGUGCUGGUAGAACCUUCAGUAACAUGCCAACUCCUGGGUUUGAAAGUAGACCAGACCGUAUUUUAGCCACCUCAAAUUUUGAACCACAUGGGGUUUACCUUCUUGGAAACGGUACCGCAUACAAAACUCAUUACUAUCAGAGGAUCAUCACCGAAAGGUUCCGAACUCUCCUUCAUUCUUCCUAUCUGUCUUGGUAUGGUGUAACUGGGUACUCCUGUUUUCAGGAUUGUGGCCCCCGUGGGUACUGUCGAUGUGGAUUGUGUGUAAAGGGAGACCACCCUGUAGGUUCAACUUGUAUGUCACCGGAUUGUGAUGAAUGUUCUGGUCACAUAUUUAUUUUUACUGUGAUAUUUGUAAUUUUCAUUAUUUUCACUAUUAUUCAUUUAUUUUAUGCUAUCAUUUGUCUCCUCAUAAGCGGAGCUGAUUUUAAAGGUGAAGCUGUUUUUGCUAUUUUAGGAUGCAACUGUUGUCUAUGUAGUCCUGAUAACUUCAAACCUCUCAACUUUAAUAGCCGGAAAUUCCGAAUAUUUCGUGGUCUGAGUAAGUGGCCACUUUUCCGACUUCCACCAUAUAUUCUAUUUUUUAUGUCACUGAUCAGUGCUAUUUCAUUAAUGACCGUUGGGUGGUGGAAUUUCGGACAGAGUCUUGGUACGAUAUAUUCAGUAAUGGAUGAAGAACUCUUUCCUUCUGACCAUCUGAUGGUUGUUGCUAAAUUAGAAAUUAAAGAAUCUUCCUGAUUCUAAAACCUAUCCUUAUAACUUCUUAUUUUAACUGCCAUGUUAUAGAAUGUUUUUCAAUUUUAUAAAUUUCACAAGGGAGUCCCAUUUAUGUGUACAUUCCUCCUGGUGAUAGCUGAUGAAAUAAGUUCAUGGUUUUAGUUCAGAGUGUGAAAUUGUGGAAAAUAUUGCUGUCUCUAUACAUUUUAUUAUUCUACUCAGAAGCUUAUUCAUCUUGUUACUUAUUCAUGUUUAAUUACGAUGUUGGAAUGAUAAACUAUGUUCCAUAGACUUCAAGAAAUUGUUUUAGUCGAUGAUUUCAUAAUUAUACUUUUAGUAAAAGAAUGAAGGUAUUUGAGUGAAUGUGAAAAAACCCCAAUUACAUGUGUAUUUUUUUUUCUGUAUCCAUCCUGCAAUAAGUGCAGGGUUUGGGUCAGUACUUCACACGGGCUUAUUAAAUAAAGAAACAACAGUGGUUUAUUAUAACUUGUGAAGUACAAUAAAAAGUCUAUGCUUAUGGGCGUAUUGCAAAUUAUGAAUUUCAUAUCAAACUCAGGUUUAUUCCCAGGCAUGGGCUUAUUAUCAGGCAUAGGUUUAUUCCAAGACAUGGGCUUAUUAUCAGACACAGGUUUAUUCCAAGACAUGUGCUUAUCAUCAGACACAGGUUUAUUCCAAGACAUGUGCUUAUCAUCAGACACAGGUUUAUUCCAAGACAUGGGCUUAUUAUCAGACACAGGUUUAUUCCAAGAUAUGUGCUUAUUAUCAGACACAUGUUUAUUCCCAAACAUGGACUUUAUUACCAGGCAUGGACUUAAGACUGGGCACAAACUUAUUACCAGACAUGGGCUUAUUAUCAGACAUGGACUUAAAACCAGAAAUGGACCUUAAAGCAGACAUAGACUUAUUACCAAACACUGACUUAUUACCAGGUAUUAACUUACUGCUGAAUAUAUAGGAUAUUAAAUGUAAUACUUUGUUCACUUGUUUUCUUGGCACUACUUGUAUCUACUGGUUGGUUGGUCACUUGUUUUCUUGGCACUACUUGUAUCUACUGGUUGGUUGGUCACAUGUUUUCUUGGCAAUACUUGUAUCUACUGGUUGGUUGGUCACAUGUUUUCUUGGCACUACUUGUAUCUACUGGUUGGUUGGUCACUUGUUUUCUUGGCACUACUUGUAUCUACUGGUUGGUUGGUCACUUGUUUUCUUGGCACUACUUGUAUCUACUGGUUGGUUGGUUACAUUUGUUGUUGUAUAAUUCUUGUAAAACAGAAAAAGUUGUUUGUUAUUUGUGUUGUUUGUUUAAUUUACACUUGUCAACUCUUUUUACUGAUAUUAAGGUACUUUGAUGUAUAUAAUUUGAUAUAAAUAAAAAUUAAAGAAUAA
Ylistrum balloti is the source of this 2838-nucleotide messenger RNA. RefSeq lists its product as uncharacterized. The transcript has 5 exons. The record is from RefSeq and is a predicted model, not a curated record. NCBI's taxonomy places the organism in Eukaryota, Metazoa, Mollusca, Bivalvia, Pectinida, Pectinidae. The coding region runs from base 1 to 1476 and encodes 491 amino acids. Gene Ontology annotation, biological process: GPI anchor biosynthetic process. Gene Ontology annotation, molecular function: catalytic activity. Gene Ontology annotation, cellular component: endoplasmic reticulum.